Nylanderia fulva is the source of this 1072-nucleotide messenger RNA. RefSeq names its product ribonuclease H1-like. Lineage: Eukaryota; Metazoa; Arthropoda; Insecta; Hymenoptera; Formicidae. Gene Ontology annotation, biological process: DNA replication, removal of RNA primer. Gene Ontology annotation, molecular function: nucleic acid binding; RNA-DNA hybrid ribonuclease activity; magnesium ion binding. The record is from RefSeq and is a predicted model, not a curated record.
AUUGCGAAAUAAUACGCACGUGUCACCUAGCCUCCUUUACUGCUGUUUAUAUUCUGUCACUGAUUACAGCUGUUUUGUCGAGAUAAGAAAGUGAACUAUACGAUUAUUUGCAGUUUGAAUUAAAAUAUAUAAUUUGCAAUAUUUCCUUAAUAGAAUGCCUUACUAUGCAGUUGCCAAAGGUCGAAAACCUGGAAUUUAUUCUACAUGGGAUGAAUGCAGUACUCAAGUUUUUAAAUUUCCUGGAUCCAUAUAAAAAUUUGCUACAGAAAGUGAGGCUCAAAAAUUUAUAAAGGAACGUUCCUCCACAACUGUAGGAACAAGUUUGACCAAAAAUUCUACCUUGUCGAAAAUUGGCAAAUCUAUAGAAUCGCAAAUUCUACCAAAACAAGUAUUUCCACUUGGGAACAAACAGUCUGCAAUGGUUCAGGCAAAAUUAUUGUCAUCGCAAUCAAAAAGAACUUUAUCAAUAAAUAGUGAUACCAGUGAACAACCAAAGAAAAAAAGGAAAAUUACAUUAGAUAAUCCUGACUUUACUUCAAUUCAAUCUUCUGAUCAGGAUAGCAAAGUAGAUUUUAUCAUGGACAAAGAUGGCUAUGUGAAUGUCUUCACGGAUGGUGCAUGUAGUUCGAAUGGACGCAAAAACGCACGAGCUGGUAUCGGCGUUUGGUUUCGAGACAAUCAUCCAUUAAAUGUAUCUCAACCAGUGGAAGGACGACCGACCAAUAACAUGGCAGAAAUCCAAGCCGUCACAGUAGCUGCAAGACAGGCUAAGAACGCAGGAAUAAAAAAGCUCAAAAUCAAUACUGAUUCCAAAUUCCUCAUCUCUUGCAUCACACAAUGGAUGCCAAGUUGGAAGAAAAGAGGAUGGAAGACAGUUGAUAAUAAACCAGUUAUAAAUAAAACGGAAUUGCUGGAAAUGGAGAAAGAAUUGGAAUCACUGACCAUUGCUUGGAAUCAUGUGAAUGGACAUGUAGGAAUUUAUGGUAAUGAAAUGGCAGACAAACUUGCGAGACAAGGCUGCUUGCUGUAUAAAUCAAAUAAAUAAAGACAAAUAUUUAAUUAAAAAUAUAAA